UAUUUCUCCUACAAGUGCUCGUUCUUUUCAGAUGCCUAAAUGGACGAGAGGGUGGAUAUAUAUAACUCUAACAUCUCCGUUGUAUUAGCAAUUCUUCACCAGUUCCUCGAUAGCAACAAUGUGUCCAUACCGGAUGAGGAUCUCACCAGUGAACAAAUUCUGGACUACUUGCAGUUAGCCGGCAUCAUAACUGAGCCUCAGAAAGCCGUGAGCACGGAUGACUUGAAAAGUUAUAAGGAGUAUCGUAUACAUACCAUAAUGGCAAUGUACAUGCCUCCAGUAAUACUCUUUCUUGGAACUGUAGGUAAUGUCAUGUCAUUUCUAAUUCUUCGGCACAAAACGAUGAACCGGAUGUCAACCAAUACAUUCCUUGCUGCUUUGUCGGUAGCAGAUUCGUUUGUUUUACUGAUCGGGUUAUUCCGGAAUUGGUUAGGGGAGAUAACUCAAAUCGAUUUACAAACAGAAUCACGUUUGUUGUGUAAACUGAUCACGGUACUUGGCUACAGUACAAGUCAGUAUUCAGUAUGGUUAAUAGUGGCAGUUACCGUAGAACGGUACAUAGUAGUAUGUCAUCCAUUGAGGGCCUCGUACUUUUGUAACAUUCCCAGAGCAAGGAAAGUCGUGUGUCUACUCGCAUUGCUAUUCCUCACUAUCAAUAUUCAUUUAUUAUGGACGGUAGAUUUAAACGAAGAAAUUUAUAAUGACCACGUUGUGUAUAAGUGUGAAGGUGCCUUAUCACACGGACGCCUGGUGAAUGACAUUUGGCCAUGGAUAGAUGCCUUGCUUUAUUCUUUCUCGCCUACACUAAUCAUCGUCAUGUUAAAUAUUAUGAUAAUUCGGCAGGUUAUAAAAGCCACGUAUGGUCGGGAUGAGUUACAAAAUGGCUCUCUGAUGAAAUCUGAGAGCCGGCGUUGUACGAAAGACGGCAAUACGAAGCUAACAGUCAUGUUAUUGACGAUAUCGUUUACUUUUCUAAUAACUACGAUACCGAUGAAUAUUGUCAUGAUUGUGACUCGCGUCUGGCAGGAGGACUUCAAAUAUGACGCCGCCCUGUUGGCCAAGUGCUGGUUAGUGAGAACAAUCGCUGAGUUGCUAAUGUACCUGAAUCAUUCCAUUAAUUUUUUUCUGUAUUGUGCUACCGGUCAAAAAUUCCGUAACAUUGUGUUCAGAAUGGUGUGCCGACGGUCAAACUCCAAUACGUCCAACGUUUCUGAUCACAGUCAGCAUAUUUAUUGCUCAAGGACAAAUGUUAAUGCUUGUAGUCAUAAAUCAGUUAACGAAACUGCACUAUAGGCUGUGGUAGUCUGCUACAGGCUGUCUAGAGAGUGUUAAGGCUGUGGUUGUCUGUUACAGGCUGUCAUAGAGAGUUUAUAUGCUGUGGUAGUCUGUUACAGGCUGUCUAGAGAGUGUUAAGGCUGUGGUAGUCUGUUACAGGCUAUCUAGAGAGUGUUAAGGCUGUGGCAGUCAGUAACAGGCUGUCAUAGAGAAUGUAUAGGCUGUGGUAGUCUGUUACAGGCUGUCAUAGAGAGUUGAUAGGCUUAGGUAGUAUGUUACAGGCUGUCAUAUAGAAU
Messenger RNA from Ylistrum balloti, 1571 nucleotides. Its product is annotated as thyrotropin-releasing hormone receptor-like. Gene Ontology annotation, cellular component: membrane. The record is from RefSeq and is a predicted model, not a curated record. The transcript is spliced from 2 exons. Bases 40 to 1293 code for a protein of 417 amino acids. Gene Ontology annotation, biological process: G protein-coupled receptor signaling pathway. Gene Ontology annotation, molecular function: G protein-coupled receptor activity. NCBI's taxonomy places the organism in Eukaryota, Metazoa, Mollusca, Bivalvia, Pectinida, Pectinidae.